Molecule: messenger RNA, 1384 nt
Organism: Tripterygium wilfordii
Lineage: Eukaryota; Viridiplantae; Streptophyta; Magnoliopsida; Celastrales; Celastraceae
Product: transcription repressor OFP2-like
Exons: 1
Coding region: 283-813 (176 amino acids)
Biological process (GO): negative regulation of DNA-templated transcription
Source: RefSeq, a predicted model, not a curated record
CUUAUCAUAAGAAGCUCGCAUGAUGCUACUUUAACAAUCCUCAUAACCUCCUACGUUAAGUCAAAAAUCGCUUCCUCUCAACAACAAAUGCAGAAAAUGACUCCUACCCAAACACAACUUCUCACUUCUCACAGACCCCAUCUCUCAAUUUCAAUUACAAUCAAAACUGAAAAACACCCAUAUCCACACCCACCCCCACCAAUACUCACGACUACUUAAUUUAAAAACCAAUUCCAACUCAUCACCAACCCCUCUCCCUAUCUCCCUCUCUGUGUAUCGGCAAUGUCUUCCAAGAAGCAAAAGCUACUUAGAGCAAUAUUCACGGCCAGUGCAGGGUGUGGUUGUGGCAGACCAAAACCCGCAGACGUAUAUGAACCCAUAACAAUCCCCAAAACCUCCAAAAACCCAAAGAUUAUGAACCAGUGUUCCUCUUCAAGCAAUGGAGGAAUUUCAAUUGACGAGAAGGAGAACUACACGUCUACUACAAUCUCAUUCAAUGUGGACAACACAUCAACACGCAACUCUGAAUACGAGAUCGAUCCGAGACCAUCAAAGAAUAUGCCAAGCCCGUGCCCCAAAAUCACCGACAGCAUUGCGGUAGAGAAGGAUUCGAGUAACCCAUAUCAGGAUUUUCGACAUUCGAUGUUACAGAUGAUAUUUGAGAAGGAAAUUUAUUGUAAAGAUGAUCUGCAGGAGCUGUUGAAGUGCUUUUUGGAGCUGAAUUCGCCUUGUUUUCACGAUGUUAUUGUUAAAGCUUUCAAGGAGAUCUGGAACGACAUCGUCUCCAAGAGUCCGGUGUUUUUGGGAAGUUAACUCCCCAUGUGAGUCCUAGCUACUUUACACGUGGUGGGCAUUCGCGAACAUUGAAUUCACACGUGAGAAGCUUCACGGGACUGUUGGGGAGCUCUGGAUCGAUAUUAAUAAUAAGCUUUUUAUUUCUUUGCUCUUGUGAAUAAUAUUUGAUACAACAUUCCGUAAUGACAACUGACAAAGAGUGUGAUUUUAUAUAUUUUAUGUAUCAUAUGCACGGAGAAUAUUCAACAUUGGCAUUUAUGUUGCUUUUAAUAACAGUAGUAGUUGGCGAUAUAUUAAUCUUCGUACGAGUGUUAAAAAAUCGUAGAAACUGAAUUGGUCACCAAAUAAAUUGAUUGAUUGGUAGUUUAAAAAAAAAAAAUUACUUGAAAUCGACCAAAAUAACUGAAAAACCCUCCCACCACUACCUCUCCGAGUGCAAUUUAUUUGUGAAAAAUAUGGAUGGAUUAUGAAAACUCAAUUGGCCCAUGGGCCUCUAAUAACAGGGUUGAUGACUUGUUGGUAAACUGAAUGGGCCGGAUUUUCCCUUCCAAUUAUUAUAGUAUUAUAGUACCAUGGUAAACUAAAUGGG